Molecule: messenger RNA, 1874 nt
Organism: Cottoperca gobio
Lineage: Eukaryota; Metazoa; Chordata; Actinopteri; Perciformes; Bovichtidae
Gene: cdk15
Product: cyclin-dependent kinase 15
Biological process (GO): protein phosphorylation
Cellular component (GO): cytosol; cytoplasm; nucleus
Molecular function (GO): cyclin binding; ATP binding; cyclin-dependent protein serine/threonine kinase activity
Source: RefSeq, a predicted model, not a curated record
UGUGUGUGUCUAUGAGUGUGUGUGUGUGUGUGUCUGUGUGUCUCGGAGUGGGUGUGUGUCUGUAUGAGUGUGUGUUGAAUGGACUCUGUUGUUCUGACAGAAGGUCAUGGGACUGUCUCAACCAUGUGAGUCAGAUGAGUUGCAGAGAGAAGAAGAAGAAGAUGGAGGACUAAAGAAGAAGGAUUAAAAAAGAAGAUGGAGGACUUGUCCCGGUGGGUGAGGAAGUGCUGUUGUGGUGAAGACGAGGAGGAGAAUUGGAGGAGAGAAGAAGAGGACGUGGAGACGGAGGAGCCAAGCUUCACCAGAAGUUCCUCUUCCCUCGCCCCCGCAGAGUCUGUCUGGUUCCACUCCCUGCAGGUCUCCAGGUCUCCCAGAGGACGCAGCAGCAGUGAUCCUCAGGGAGGGAGGCAGCCGCACAGCUGGAAAGCGGGGCUGCAGUUCGGAGCUGCUCACUCUUACGUGUCUCUGGAGAAACUGGGGGGGGGGUCGUACGCCUGCGUCUAUAAAGGCGUCAGCAGGAUCAACGGGCAGCUGGUGGCUCUGAAGCAGAUCCAGAUGAAGACGGAGGAGGGGGUCCCCUUCACCGCCAUCAGAGAGGUGUCUCUGCUCAAAGGUCUGAAACACGCUAACAUUGUCGUCCUGCACGACAUCAUCCACACCAGAGACUCUCUGACCUUCGUCUUCGAAUACAUGCAGACGGAUCUGGCCCAGUACCUGAGCCGACACCCCGGAGGACUUCACUCUCACAACGUCCGGCUGUUCAUGUUCCAGCUGCUGCGAGCGCUCGGCUUCAUCCACAGCCAGAGGAUCCUGCACCGAGACCUGAAGCCGCACAACCUGCUCAUCAGCUACCUGGGAGAACUCAAGAUAGCCGACUUUGGUCUGGCCCGGUCCAAGUCCGUCCCCAGUCAGAGUUUCUCCUCUGAGGUGGUGACGCUGUGGUACCGCCCCCCCGACGUCCUGCUGGGAGCCACAGAGUACUCCACCGCCCUUGACCUCUGGGGAGCUGGUUGUGUCUUCGUAGAGAUGCUGCAGGGGGCGCCGGCGUUCCCCGGAGUCUCUGACGUGUUCGAACAACUGCAGAAGAUCUGGACGGUGCUGGGCCUCCCCUCUGAGGACAGCUGGCCUGGAGUCAGCCAGCUGCCAAAUUAUAAACCAGAGCGGUUUCUUCACUCACAGCCGAAGCCAUUUAGGAGCGUUUGGAAAAGGUUGGACCAGCUGCCCUAUAAGACGGAGGAUUUGGUCCGGGGGAUGUUGAAGUUGCUCCCUGCAGACCGGAUCUCGGCACAGGACUCCCUACAGCACCCGUACUUCAGCACGCUGCCUCCUCCCAUCAUGCACCUCAGAGACACCGUGUCCAUUUUCAAGGUGCCCGGUGUACGUCUGGAGACCGAAGUUCGAGACGUCUUCAACCCGGGACAGAGGGUGAAACUCUCCCUGCUGCCCGCCGCCAAGUUCUGGUGAACGAACUCAGACAAUGAACCUGAGGAGACGACCACAGGUGUGAACAAACCCUCCAAUAAUCCACCCGACGAGACAGUCCGAGGGGUGUACAAACUCUGCCACAGGUGUUGAACGUUAGCUGAAGUGCGCAAGCUAAGUACUGAAGCUAAGCUAAGUGCUAAUAUUUGUUUACAGAAUCUUCUCGUAUGUAAAUCUGCUUUAAACUCUGUAUUUGUUGAUUUAAAUCUUCAUUGUUUUUUUGUGCGUCGGUCUGAACACGUUCUCCUGUUAGCAUUCCAUAGCAUUCGUUAGCAUUGUUACAGCAGAUUUAUUCACAAGUUUUGGCGGAUUAAGAAGUCCCCUGAACCUGUUCAUGAAUAAUGAGUGCAUACUGGAGCUGACAAAUAAAACUGUUCUUGUUAUCUAUCCAC